AGAUACUUCCUAAGCAGUGAGAAAGGGCUUGAAAGUAUAUUAAAAAGUACACUACAAAAUCUGCAUAGUAAUACAAAUCCCCAGGAGAUGCUCUGAAUUACAAGGAUCUCAUUGUCAAGAUAAGCCUUGGAGUAACUCAGGUUCUUGGAAGCUGUUCCUGUGGAUCUUUUUAGUCUGACUUGCAACUUAAGUCUCCUCUUUGUGUGGUCUAAUGAUGAGAAGUUGAAGGCUAAAUUAUCUUGCUGCACUCCCAGUCCUGCUUCAGAGACUGAGAUAUUUGUGCCUUUUGCCUUUUCUUUGAACAAGUAUUUAAAAGAAACCAACACAACCCACAAAGAAACUCCCUCCCUUUUCUAGCCUUGAAUCCCAAUUUAUGACUCAUUCGGCUGUUAUACUCCAAUUUCAGCAGCUAUUAUCCAGCUGCCUUCUCUGGAUUCAUUUAAACAGAGUCUGAGCUCCUAAUUUCUGGAAGUAAUUUCUCAAACAAUUGGGUUAGCUUUCUACUUGCUCAGAGAUCUUAUGGAGAUGAUAAAGAGGUGAUAGUGUGGGAGACAGUGCCUGAAUAUUACUGCAAAUAUUUGGAACUGCAGAGCAAUCCUAGAGAUUGGGAAUGAAAUUCUAUCUUCUUGCCUGCUGCUCUGCCUCACUCCCAGCUCUUGGUCUGUAUAGGAGGCAUUAUACUUUUAAAGAGAGAAAAUGGAACUGUGGUGCUGGACGUGGUCAAAGCAGGCGGAUUUCCAUCCACAUCACACUCUAGCCAUCGUUUCAGCCAUCUAAGCUGACUGCUAUAGCAGUCUUGGUAACUUGAGAUUUGGACAUGAUGUGGAAAACACUCAGGAUGGAAGGCAAAGUCCCAUGUCUGCUCCUGCUGGUGGGAGCAAUUGUGACUGCCCAGUGCCAGGGCUUACGCACACGUUUCAAACGGGGAGCCAGGUCCAGAGCCAUUUGCACAGAAAAAUCAUCUGGAGAAAUCUACCAGCACAGGGGGACCUGGCUGAGGCUUUCAGGGAGCAGAGUAGAGUACUGUAGGUGCGACAGCGGUUGGAGUCGCUGCCACACUGUGCCUGUCAGAGCCUGCACUAGAAUUAAAUGCUACAAUGGGGGCCACUGCUCACAGGCGUAUUAUUCCCCACAGCUCUUCGUCUGCCAGUGCCACCAAGGUUUCUCUGGGAAGCAGUGUGAAAUAGAUACUACAGUUAAGUGCUACAAAGAUGCUGGAGUAACAUACAGGGGUACAUGGAGCACGACAGAGAGCGGAGCUGAAUGUUUAAAUUGGAAUAGCAAUGGCUUGAUGGACAGGAAGUACAGCAGCCGAAGAGAGGAUGCUGCUGAGCUGGGACUGGGCAAUCACAACUAUUGCAGAAACCCAGAUGAGGAUUCCAGACCUUGGUGCUAUAUCUAUAAAGGGGGAAAGUACAUCUGGGAACACUGCAGUGUGCCCUCCUGUUCAAAAGCUGCUAACAGCAACUGCAAAUCUGGAAGAGGCACAGAUUACCGAGGCAGCCACAGUGUUACCAGCUCUGGAGCUACCUGUUUGAGGUGGAAUUCCCUAAUGCUUGUCAACAAGUUAUAUACUGCUUGGAGAAGAGAUGCUUACCAGCUGGACCUUGGUACUCACAACUUUUGCCGGAAUCCUGACAAUGACAGCAGGCCCUGGUGCCAUGUUCUGAAAGGAAAUCAGCUCACAUGGGAGUACUGCAAUGUGCCUACUUGCUCCAUCUGCGGCUUGCGGCAGCGCCGAGGACGCCAGUACAGGAUUAAGGGUGGCUCCUAUGCAGACAUUGCAGCUCACCCGUGGCAAGCUGCCAUCUUCGUGAAGUACCGCCGGGCACCUGGAGAGCACUUCCUCUGUGGAGGAAUCCUCAUCAGUUCCUGCUGGGUUCUGUCAGCUGCUCACUGCUUUGAGGAAGGCUUUAGUGCCAAUCAGCUGAAGAUUGUGCUGGGGAGAACAUCCCGAGCCAGUCCUGAGGAAAAUGAACAGAACUUUCAAGUGAAGAGCUACACUGUGCACCAGAGAUUUAACUCAGAAAACUUUGACAAUGACAUUGCUCUGUUGCAGUUGAACUCGGAUGCAGAGGACUGUGCUAUUGAGACAGACACGGUCCGUGCUGCCUGCCUCCCAACACCAGCACUACACCUUCCUGCCUGGACCGAAUGUGAGAUCUCUGGUUAUGGCAAAAACGACGAAUUUUCUCCAUUCUAUUCAGAGCACCUGAAGGAAGGCCAUGUGAGACUGUUUCCAGCCAGUCAGUGCACAACACAGCAUCUAGGCAACCGGACAGUUACAGCCAACAUGUUAUGCGCAGGAGACACAAGGAACCUUGAUGAUGCCUGCAAGGGUGACUCUGGAGGGCCUCUGGUCUGUAUGAAGGAUGAUCGGAUGUAUCUCAUUGGAAUCAUCAGCUGGGGAAUAGGCUGUGGCCGCAAAGACAUACCUGGUGUUUAUACAAAUGUGAAUCGUUAUCUGGACUGGAUUCAGAACAACAUGAAUCCUUGAGAAAGGAAAAUUAACUAUCCACAACCCUGUGGCCAUGCCCUCGCAGCUUCCUUCUUGGUGUUUUAAGGAUACUGACAGUGCUUCCCUUUGUUCUAUGGCUUUUCAUACCACAGGAAUGUGUGGGAAGGGCAGAUUCUCAAGUUCCUCUCCUUUCCUUGUUACAGGUUAUUGGAAGUUAACACUCCUUUCUCCCCACAUCCCUAGGCUUUCUCCUUGCAUCAAAUCACAAGUACUAUCAAAUUUAAUUUAUAAAGAGAGUAAACCAAAAGACAACAUUGUGCAUCCUAUGAGCAGCUAUGUUGGUUUGGGAAGGGGUAUGAAAUGAAGGCAAAGGGGAAUUAAAUUUCCUGAAAACUUAAAA
Molecule: messenger RNA, 2858 nt
Organism: Melopsittacus undulatus (budgerigar)
Lineage: Eukaryota; Metazoa; Chordata; Aves; Psittaciformes; Psittaculidae
Gene: PLAT
Product: plasminogen activator, tissue type
Exons: 14
Coding region: 818-2497 (559 amino acids)
Biological process (GO): smooth muscle cell migration; plasminogen activation; platelet-derived growth factor receptor signaling pathway
Cellular component (GO): extracellular region
Molecular function (GO): serine-type endopeptidase activity
Source: RefSeq, a predicted model, not a curated record